AUGCGAACCGAUGAAGCCUCCAGUAGCCGGAAACCACGGUCAUCAGGGAAAACGCAAGAGCAGCAGACGCAUGAAGGGGAGCAGGGCCAAGCCAUGUUGGCGGGCCGGGCAUCUCGCGUCCCGGCCGAGGACACCCAGCAGGACUUGGUGACAUCUGGGCAGCAGGGCUCGCUCCGCAAGCGGCGCCGGCUUCAGGCCCAGGGUGCGGGCGCUGUCGCAGCAUCGUCGGCUGCUGCAGACGUGGACGUUAAGGAAGAGGAGCCAGCGGUCGAGGUGGUGCAGGUUUCGCGUGACGAGGAGCGCGGGCCGGUCGAAAUGGCGGAGGAUGCGGGCGACCAGGAUGGCGAGGUCUCCACAGCUGUAGAGCUGGGGGAUGUGGGGGAUCAGGACAGCGAGGUUUCAGACGAGAUCGACAUGGGUCUGUUUGCAGACGACGGCUAUGGGGAGCAGGAACCUACGGGCGCAGCGGCAACCGCCGGCGGCGCUGCUGAUGCAGGCACCGCCGAGCAUCAGGACAUGCCUUCCUUUGAUGACUUUGUCAACGAGGAUUGA
Symbiodinium natans is the source of this 552-nucleotide messenger RNA. The record is from the annotation of a GenBank genome assembly. NCBI's taxonomy places the organism in Eukaryota, Dinophyceae, Suessiales, Symbiodiniaceae.